CUGAUUCUUCCUUCUCACAGCAAAUAUCGCGGGUUUGUUCUUCUGUCGUGGCGGCUCGCCCAGCUUCUCUUAGUGUCGUUUCUACCCCUUGACAAAGCUCACAGCUGUGUAUCCUGUCUGUCUUCGAAAAAGGCUGUAUCAUCUUACUAUCCAAACUUCAUUUUGUGCGACUUUAUGCGACUAGCCAUGGUCUCUGCCUCGAACAGACCAGCCAGCAUGCGGAUCCCGAUGGCAGGUGGCCGCGCCCUGCCGGGGAGCUCGAUGCGAGGACGCCGGAGGGCACUGAGCGCGAGUUGCGCCGAGAGCAGCCUGCCUCCCCUCUCAGCGUCGCACCUUGAGGCCCACGAAUUUCACUACACGCUCGCCCCAGAGGAUCAAGAGGUCGACCUUCAUCUUGACGCUGAUAUUCUGCCUCCGCCUCCACCAAGACGUCUUCGAUCAACUGAACCUCAUCGAUCUCUUAUCCCGACUCCAGGUUGGUCAAACCGUUCUUUCCUCGAUCCAGAUCUUUUGGGAUUGUCGCCACACCCCGUCACAGGCUUUGGCUUUCGACUCAACGAACCCAGAGCUCGAAACGCCACUAUUUACCUCGCUGCUGAACCCGAUUCCCCUUUAGCAGCAACAAUGAACGCCCCCAGAGACGAGCACCUGGAGGCGCUGGCUAGCCUCAACCGGGCUGCCAGACUGGGCGCGCAGUCUGCGCAGUUGCAGCACUCGCGCUCGAUAAUUCUCGGGCCGGCAGAGGAGUUUUUCGACUCCGCCUCUGCCCAAGCCGGCCGCCUGUACGGCCAGGCUUUCUUAAACCAAGGUGAGGUGACCUACCUCCCAAGUCGUCGCCUCGAGGACUGGCUGGAGGGGAUUUCGCUCUCCGAGAGCCCAUUUGGGCCGCAGAGAGUCGCUCUGCCCGAAGUCAGCUCCUCCAAUGGAGGCCAAGCUGGAAGCUUGGCGACCGUGAUGGAGGAUGACGAGGUUAAGAUGGGGGAGUCGACCACGGAGAACCGGCAGACUGGGACUAAGCGACAGGGAGCUGAUCUUGAGGCUGGCCCCAGCAAGCGAGUCAAGAUCGCCACGCCGUUCAGGCGCGCUCUUUCCCGCGUGAGCGGGGGAGCGGUGACUCGGUCGUCCGUGGACGACCACGGUUCGACCAUGGGCCGCGCUGGAACGGCCAUGUCACGCCACGUUGGUGAGAGCGGGAGAAGUACCCCGUUCAGCAUGAUGUCCCGGGUCUUUGUGCCUGCUCCGGUCAUCACCACUCGCAACUUCAAGAUUUGCGUUUUGGGACACCCGGGGACUGGCAAGACCACGUUCCUCAACCGUCUUGUGAUGGGGAGAUAUAUUCCCGGCGCCCCCUCUACGUCAACAGAGAUCCGCACCAUCAGCACCAUGAGCACUGGCGAUACUACCCGUCGGACCCUUGCCCAGGUCGAGCUGUGGGACUUUCCUGGCAUGAUUGCUGGCCGUCAUGACACCCAACUUCGGUCAACCUUCUUCAAUGCGGCCAUCAUCUGCUACGAUCUCGAGGAUUCCCGGAACCUGGAUGGCCUCAGCACGGUCGAUCGUCGUCCUACGUUUCCCAACUUGGGUUUGAGGUUCCUUGUUCCCCCUGAGCCCGCCACUGAUAUCCAGGGUGAGACUGCCGCCGCCGCCAUCAACGCGGCUGGCUUCGCCGAGUGCUCUGCCUUGACCAGCGAGAACUGUCAGGAAACUUGGCAAUCCAUCGUCGACUAUUUGGUCGACAUUCAGGAGAAGCAUGAGAAGGCUAUUGAGGAGUCCCGUGCAGGAAAAGGAAAGGAGAAGAUGUUGGAGAAGGCCAAGAAGGUCUGGCGUGGAUUUAAGAAGGAGAUGGAUGUGAAGUUGAAGAAGUGA
Molecule: messenger RNA, 1866 nt
Organism: Podospora pseudopauciseta
Lineage: Eukaryota; Fungi; Ascomycota; Sordariomycetes; Sordariales; Podosporaceae
Exons: 4
Coding region: 175-1866 (563 amino acids)
Source: RefSeq, a predicted model, not a curated record